AUGGCCACGCCCAAUUUCCACACGCCUAAUCAGGAAAUGCCGCCGUCGGGUGGCUUCAACCCCGUCAAGUUUGUUAAGAAUGGUCCCGCCACGCGCGGACCACCGGGCUGGUCGCUUUUCCUUGGCACCUUCCUUGUCACAUCUGUUGGUUACUAUCUGGUCGGCCAGCACAACAAGCAUCAUCGUGAAGUGGCUAAGGAGGAGCGUGAAAAUCGCAUUUCAAUUUUGCCGUUCCUGCAGGCUGAGGCAGACGUUGAGUAUCUGGAGCAGGAGAAGCACAUCUUGGAAAAGGAGCGCCAGGUUAUGAAAAACGUACCUGGUUGGGUGAAUGGUCAAUCGCCAUAUCACUCAGACCGCUACCAGGCGCCUUUGUGGGCUCAGAAGAAAUAG
Molecule: messenger RNA, 390 nt
Organism: Peronospora farinosa
Lineage: Eukaryota; Oomycota; Peronosporomycetes; Peronosporales; Peronosporaceae
Source: the annotation of a GenBank genome assembly